ACAGGAAAUGUGGCCUCCUAGCAGUACCCGGAAGUGUGGCGUUUCUCUGCGGUCCUCCGCGAACUCUUAAGCGAGAACCGCAGUUUGCGAGCCCAGGCGGGACCAUGCUGACUCGGCUGAAAGCAAAAUCAGAGGGGAAGCUGGCCAAACAGCUAUGCAGAGUUGUGUUGGAUCAGUUUGACAAACAGUAUUCCAAAGAACUUGGGGAUUCCUGGAGUACAGUAAGGGAUGUUCUGACAUCUCCAUCACUGUGGCAAUAUGCUGUCCUCUUCAACCGUUUCAAUUAUCCCUUUGAACUGGAAAAGGCCUUGCAUUUGAGGGGCUAUCACCCAGUCCUUCAAGGGGCUUCACCAGAUUAUCCUCAAUCAAUGAAGUGUUACCUCAGCCGCACUGCAGAGCGAAUGCCUUCAGAAGGACAUCAGCCGGGAAGCUUGAAAAAGUACUACCUCCUAAAUGCUGCUUCUCUGCUCCCAGCACUGGCCCUGGAGCCGAGGGACGGGGAGACAGUCCUGGACUUGUGUGCCGCUCCUGGAGGCAAAUCCGUAGCUCUGCUGCAAUGCGCGUAUCCAGGUUAUCUUCUCUGUAACGAGUAUGAUCGCCUGAGAGGACGAUGGCUGAGACAGACGUUGGAAUCUUUCAUCCCACAGCCUUUGAUAAAUGUAAUUAAAGUGUCUGAAUUGGAUGGCAGAGAAAUGGGAGAUGCCCAGCCUGCAUCAUUUGACAAGGUGUUAGUUGACGCUCCGUGCUCAAAUGAUCGGAGCUGGCUCUUCUCCUCAGACUCUCAGAAAGCUGCCUGUAGAAUCCAUCAAAGGCAGAAUUUACCUGUCCUGCAAGUACAACUCUUAAGGUCUGCAAUUAAAGCUUUACGUCCUGGAGGGCUACUGGUGUACUCUACAUGCACGCUUUCCAAGGCUGAAAAUCAAGAUGUGAUCAGUGAGAUCUUAACUUCUGACAGUAGCAUCGUGCCUGUGGAUAUUAGUGGGAUAGCAAGGACUUUCUCCCGAGACUUCACAUUUGCACCCACUGAACAGAAAUGCAGCCUUUUGGUGAUUCCUGAAAAGGGCAAAGCUUGGGGCCCAAUGUAUGUAGCCAAACUGAAAAAAGGCCUGAGUGCAAGAAAACGGCAAGGCGAAUUGUGUGAGCCAUGCUGAUGUACAUGAAUAUUUUCUGAGCUCUCCAUGUGUUGGUUACGUGUAGCUUUUCACUAUUCUGCCUUAGUUCUGUGAAUGGGCCAGGCUACCAGUCCACACCACACCAAGCUCCCCUUGAAUCCACAGAUCACACACACACACACACACACACACACACACACACACACACACAGAGAGAGAGAGAGAGAGAGAGAGAGAGAGAGAGAGAGAGAGAAAGAACUACUCAUUUUUGACUUGCUGGAAAAUCAUGUUCUUAUCAAUACUCUUAGCUCCAUAUCUCCCACUCACCCUAAACUUCAGUUGCUAAACUUCGCUGACCACCCACCCACCCACCUGUAGUAGCAGCCUGUGUGGCCACUCCAUUUUAAGAUCUCACGUGGCUGGUUAACUUUUCUCCAUCAGAAGAAUAGAAAAUUCUGUCUCUUCUUCCAUGUGUCUGUCUCUUCUCCAGGCACGCAGAAGUCCUAGCUGUUCCUUCCACCCAGCAAUUGGCCCAUGGUUCUGACAGAGCAAGAGCCAACUGGGGAACAGUACCUUAGCAUCAGAACCGCCACUACAGUUAGUACUUAAAUACUUACAGAGCCACUUUCCUUAGGACCAUUUGGACCCUGUUUAGUUAGUGUUUCAGCCUCACUAAAGAAAUUUUCAGGUAUAACUUUCCUACUUGAAAUAUAUGUAUAGUGAUAAUUUAAAGUGGGACAGAUGGUGUUGGUUCUGUAUAAUAAUUUUUUGUCUCUUAAUCGGGAUUUUAUAGUUAAAUUAAUUAGAAUACUGAGUUCUGUGCAUAAAAUGUUUAGGACUGUAUUCUAUAACAUGAGUGUUUUAAAACUUUCCUUUAAAAAUGUGUAUUUGCCAACACUUUUACUGUUUCCUCAUCAAAUCUACAUAUUUUUUUGUAAGAAUAAUUGGUAUUCCAAGGCCAACUUCUUAAGCAGCACAAUUUCUAGUUCUAGCAACAUAGGUUUCUUAUUUGCAAAGUUGUUUUGUGUUAAGGACUGUCUUCUGUUUACUGCAAAGGUCAGUGACUCUAUUGACACCAGCUUUAUUUCUCCCCAUUUUCUUUUAUUCACAAAUACAAAUUGAAAGGGUAAAUUAUGUUGAAAGGCCUUUAGAACAACAGAUUCACACUCACAGGUUUGACUUUCGACAUUAAGCUUGUAGAAUAAUGGAGUCUCUCCGGCAGGCUAUAAAGCAAGCACUUGAAGCAAAACCAUGAUGAUUAAUAACGGUGAUAACUAAACUAUAUUUGGAGUGUUUUGUUACAUAAUUGCAGUCAUAAUGAGUACUACAGAAUCUGAUUAUCCUACAGUUGCAAUCUGGAGGUGCUUUUUAUUUCACUUGGUUAUAAAAUGUUAUAUGAGAGUGUGAUGUCACAUAUUAAUGUAGAAGAUGCCUAACAAGAAUCAAUUAUCCAUUACCAAAACCCCAAACAAAUCAGAGCGGGCUCUAUUUUUUACAGAUCCCAAGAAUUUUAUGUGUAUUUCUAUAUUUAUACUUAGGAUUUUUUUAAAAAUCAAUUUUAAAUCAUAUUUUUCUUUAGGAAUGCUUCACUUGGAUCAAAACAUGUUUUUCCAACUAUUAAGAAAAAUCAUAGUGACAGACAUGGCAUUGCACACCUGUGAUCACAGCAUUUUUAAGGCUGAGGUGGAAGAAUUAUAAAUUCAGGUCAGCCUUGGCUCCUUAAGGAUGAUGGAGGGAGGACAGGGAAGGAGGGAAGGCUAGAGCAGGAGAGGAAAUUACAGAGCAUACUUGACAUUGGAAAUUAGCUUUUUAUUUUUAUUAAGAUUUAUUUUUAUCUUAUAUGUAUGUCUUGAUAGCAUGUAUGUCUGUGUACCAUGUGCGUACCUGUUGCCCGAGGAAGUCAUAACUGGGCUUCAGAUUCUCCGGGACAGAGAUAUAGAUGGUUGUGAACCACCAUAUGGAUGCUUAGAAUCAAAUCCUGAUCUUCUGUAAAAGCAACAAGUGCUGUUAACUGCUGAGCCAUCUCUCAAGCCCAAAAUUCGCUUAAAAAAAUCUAUGGAAGCACAAAAUUCCACUGAUGCAGAGUGGUAUUGUUCUGUUCUUUUCAUUAAACUAUUCAUUACAUACUU
Molecule: messenger RNA, 3241 nt
Organism: Apodemus sylvaticus (European woodmouse)
Lineage: Eukaryota; Metazoa; Chordata; Mammalia; Rodentia; Muridae
Gene: Nsun3
Product: NOP2/Sun RNA methyltransferase 3
Exons: 6
Coding region: 105-1151 (348 amino acids)
Biological process (GO): rRNA methylation
Cellular component (GO): mitochondrial large ribosomal subunit
Molecular function (GO): methyltransferase activity
Source: RefSeq, a predicted model, not a curated record